ACAUUUGUUUAGCUAGAGUAGGCCCUAUUCAACAAUACGUAGGCUACUACCCUUAAAAUAAAAUGCACCGUUCACUAAGCAGGCUGUGAUUAUCCACUGGUGUGCAAGCUGAUAAAUACCUUUAUUUGAUAUGAAAGGCGAAACGUGCAACCAGGCAACAUUAUGCAGACGUCCCCUCAGCCAACCUUCGCGGAGAGUGGUUUUAUUUUUAGACGGCCCCUAAAUAGGUGGGAGUUUCUCUGCUUUCUUGGUGUUGAAGGAAAAAGAAGCAUCCUCCCCACCAGACGCAACGAUAAGGGGUCUUUGUAAGGUAUGCCUGCUGCUCCGCCUCACCCCGACCAGAGACACUGAUGGCGGACCCUGAGCUGUUUGUGACCCGGCCGCCCUCCCCCAUGGGGGAGGGCCGGGAGGUGGACCUGGAGGUGCUGGGCUUCCUGGAGUCCCUGGGGGGGGGGAACAGCACUGCGGAGCGCUGCUACCGGGCCCACUCCCGCAGCAGCGUGCUGCAGGGCCUGCCCUUCGGAGGCGUGCCCACCGUGUUGGCCAUCAACCUGGUGCUGUGGAUGUUACUUCUGCUGAUCUUCUCGUGUCUGAGGAAGGCUGCGUGGGACUACGGGCGUCUGGCUCUGCUGAUGGAGAACGACAGUCUCACGUCCCUGUUCUAUGGAGAACCCGGCGAGAAGGAGAAGUCUCCUUCAGAGUCCAGCCCGUCCGAGUCUGAGAUCAAAGACAUGGGUUUCUGCGCGUGGCUGGCAUCACUUUGCCAUAUGAAGGACGAGGAGAUCCGCAGCAAGUGUGGCUUGGACGCUGUGACCUACCUGUCCUUCCAGCGCCACGUCAUCCUGCUCAUGGCCGUGGUCUGCCUGCUCUCCCUGGCCGUGGUCCUGCCCAUCAACCUCUCCGGCGACCUACUGGGAGACAGUCCCGAAAACUUUGGAAGAGCAACAAUGGCCAAUCUGAGUGAGAAGGACGGAUUUCUGUGGCUGCACAGCGUCUUCGCCCUGCUCUACUUCAUCAUCACCGUGCUCUGCAUGCUCCACCACUCGGCCAAGCUGCAGUACGGAGAGGAUGAGAAGGUAGCCAGAACCCUGAUGAUAACCUCCAUCCCUCGAGAGAUCUCCGACCCGGGACUCAUCACCAAACACUUCCAUGAGGCCUACCCCAGCUGCACCGUCACCGACAUCCACUUCUGCUUCGACGUGAACCAGCUGAUGAGGCUGGACCUGGAGAGGAGAAAGGCGAUGAAAGGCCGAUUGUAUUUUGCGACAAAGGCGCAAAAGGAGGGCAAGAUCAUGAUCAAGACGCAUCCCUGUGCGCAGAUCUUCUGCUGUGACUUCUGUGGCUUCGAACAGGUGGAUGCAGAGCAGUACUACAGUGAGUUAGAGGAAAAGCUAACGGAUGAAUUUAACGCAGAGAAGAAUCGCAUCCCUCUGAAGAGAUUGGGCAUCGCCUUUGUCACCUUCCGCGACGACAGGAUGACAGCAGUUAUCGUCAAGGACCACAGCCGCGUGCAUUGCCGCCGGCAAGCCCAGCAGUCAAGCAUCACCACUGUGGUGCAGUCGCACAACUGGGGAGUCACCUACGCCCCGGCCCCCAGUGACAUCAUCUGGGAGAACCUGUCUCUGUGCGGCUCCCGCUGGUGGCUCCGCUGUGUCCUCCUCAACAUCCUCCUCUUCCUCCUGCUCUUCUUCCUCACCACACCGGCCAUCAUCGUCAACACCAUGGACAAGUUCAACGUCACCAGACCUGUGGAGAGUCUCAGGAGCCCGGUCAUCACCCAGUUCUUCCCCACCCUGCUGCUGUGGGCCUUCUCAGUGCUCCUGCCCUUCAUCGUCUACUACUCGUCCUUCUUUGAGUCCCACUGGACCAGGUCUGGGGCGAACCAGAUCACCAUGCACAAGUGCUUCUUACUGCUGGUCUUCAUGGUGAUCAUUCUGCCGUCGCUGGGCCUCUCCAGCUUGGACCUGUUCUUCAGAUGGCUCUUUGACGUAAACUUCCUGGACGACAGGGAGGUCAAGUUCCAGUGUGUGUUUCUGCCCGACAACGGCGCCUUCUUCGUCAACUACGUCAUCACGGCCAGCCUGAUCGGCACCGCCAUGGAGCUGCUCCGCAUCCCGGCCUUGGCAGUCUACUCCACCCGCCUCUGUCUCGCCAAGUCCAAGGCGGAGCGCAUUCACCUCAAGCGGAGCCAGGCCUAUGAGUUCCAGUUUGGUCUGGAGUAUGCGUGGACCAUGUGUAUCGUUGCCGUCAGUAUGACCUACAGCAUCACCUGUCCCAUUAUAAUGCCCUUUGGGCUCCUGUACGUCGUCCUGAAGCACAUGGUGGACCGCUACAACAUCUACUACGCCUACGUCCCCACCAGGCUCAGCCAGCGCAUCCACCGGGCCGCCAUCGCCCAGGUCGUCGUGGCGCCCAUCCUCUGCAUCUUCUGGCUCCUCUUCUUCUCUGUGCUCAGACUAGGCCCAAUGCAUCCCAUCACGCUGUUCACCUUCUCGUCUCUGGUCUGCUGCGUGACCUUUGCCCUCUUCCGCCUGUUCCUCAGGAAGCAGCCGGACAAGUCGUCAAGCUACCCGAUGGCUGACCAACCGACCGAGGCAACUCUGAGUGACAGAGAGAGAAGCGCAGCCCCGCCCUCCACGGCCUCCAGUCUGUUCGUGGCGUCGGUGCUGCUGGAGCCCGAGCUGGGCCUGACCCCCAUGCCCUCCCCAGCCCACCAGAGCUACGGCGCCCUGGCCCGCUCCCAGAGCCGCUCCAGCCACGGCCCCGCCGAGGACGACAUGGAGGAGGGCGAGGAGGAGGCAGGGGGGCCCUCGGGGACCCACGAGACCCGGCUGCAGGACCCCCAGGACGGCCCCUACUGCUCUGUGAUGGACAGCACGGUGGGCUACCAGUGAGACCCGCUGGCCCCACGUCCCCCCCCCCCCCCCACCCUGCCGCGGUGCCACCACCGUGCUGCGUGUGUUGCUUCUCACCGUUUAGCCCCGCCCCCCAGCCCGGCCAACCCGCCUCAAGAGCCGCAGAGCAUCCGCUGCCCCUCGCCCAUAGGAACGCAUUUAGAAGAUGCUUGUGCCCUAACCCCACCCCAAAAAAGCUCAAUAAAAAAAAACAACGCCAAGACCAUCCACCUGGAUUUGAUACAUGAGCAUACGCUUAGCUAAGACGGGGAGAGACUCUUUGGUUCACUUCUGGAGAACGUCGCGACGAGGCCUCUGCCGCCGAGCGGAGGUCUUCUGUCUGUCAGACUGUGCGGCUCGCACAUGAGGUGAUCAGAAAGUUCCCAUCAGAAGCGCGCGCGUGUGUACGUGUGUUUGCGUGUGAUUGUGCAUAAGCCCCAGCACGCCCCGGCAGGAUGGCGUUGGCACGGGCAGAUCUGGUUCCUCGGUGGCAGGGCGAGGGCGAGGGCGACGGGUUUAGCAGAGCCAUCUGCAGUGAGAGCAGAAGGAGGACCGGCUCAAAGAGAUGGUGGAACAUGCCCUCUUUACAUGAGCCAUGUGAGGGUCGGGAGUGAGUUAGUGAGCGGUCCAUGAGGCCUGGUUGUGGUCGGCCACAUAAGGGCCACUGUUUUGCUAUUAAAUUCGAUGUGUGUCGUGUUAAUAUUGUUGAUUCGUGUUUCUUUGGUGGGUGGGUGGGUGGGUGGGUGCCUAUUGGGGUUAGUUUCAUCAUGCUUAGGGCUGUCUCAUCGUAGCUCAUCUGAGGACUCUGUAAUUAUAGUCUCACGUCGCCGUGGACUCGUCUGCUCUUAAUUUUUCCAAAGGAUCGCAAAGUGAAAAGGAUACCAUGUCUAAUUCAAUUCAAAUAUUUUGUAUCAAAACGGAAGUCACCACAAACACAGACAUUUGACCAUGAAUGAAAAUAUUUUGUUUACCCAUUGAAAGACCAAUAUAAUUUAGUUUUUUUGAUUUAAUGUGUAAUUGUUACUUGCUUGGGCUAUAAAUGUAAUAUUUACACAUCUCUCUUCGCCCACAUUAUCCAAGACCAGUUGCUUGUGUGAUGAAAUCACGUACUAGAAACACAUGAUAAUGUGUGUUAAUGCUACGGUGUCUUCAGCGGCUCAGGGUAGAUGGUAUUUAGAGAAAGUUGCGGCAUCACACACACGCAAUUUUUGGGUGAGUGGUCUUACUAAUUACGUCACAGACUUUAACACUGACUUUAACAACGCCAAAAUGUGACUGUUGAGAAUCUUUUAAAUUGAAAAACAUCAUAUGUGUAAUGCAUGGCACAAAUCAAACGGGUUAAAAAUAGAAGGUACAUAUUUCUUCCGAAAUAAGGUUAGUUUAGAGGGGACACCAGAAUGGGCGUGGCUCUAUACAGUAGUACUUUUAUUUCACUCCGAGAAUAUUCCUGUGUAGGUCUGGUGGUAUUCACUGAACUCUCUGUAAAACACUGUUGCAUGUUCCUAUUUUGUCAAGCAAUGCAAUCAUCUGCUUACAUUCCAAACAACCCAAGUACAGUAGCGAAACAUGCGCCUAUGCCAAUGUUUUAUACUAAUAAUCUGUAUAGUUCCUAGUUUUGUAUAAGGCAGUCUUUUCUGUUCGAAGGGGACGGUUGUACUUGCCAAACUGAUUGUAAGAAUCGUGUGGAUUGGUCCCAUCGCUCUGUUGCCGUGCCUUGAUGACUAAUUGUAUCCUAUGUGUGACAAUCCAGCAUGGCCUGAAAUAUGCUGCAUGGACCGAGAACUAAAGUGCAGGGAAGUGGAAUAUAGAGACACCAAUGUAACUCAACACUAUGGUUUACAUCCCCUCCUCACCAUACAACACAAGGCGUGUCAAUGCCACUCAUUACUGUGACCAUCACCCUCACUAUUAUUUUAUCCUUGUUUUCCAUGGUAUUUGUAUUCGAGGUGGAUUUGUUUUUUUAUGUUUUCCUCAUUCGACUUGCAUAUUAUUUAUUUGACUUUGUCUUUCUCAGGCUUUUUGAUUUUGGUCAGAUUACUUAUUUUGUAACACGGUUGUUAUCUGUAUUUGACUGUCCUAUUCUGAGACAAAGAGUGGAGGGAUGAAACAUUACCUAUUUUCCUUUAAUAAUGUGUAUAUGUACCUUAUUCUAAGGCAUAUAUUUCAACGCUGUGCCCAAAACUAACCAGGAACUAUUAUAGCAACAUGACUUGUGCUGUUUAAACUCGACCACAAUGCAAGUAAUGACAGUUGGACUGUAAAUUAUUUGAGCAACAUGCGACACAUCUUCCCUAUUCAAUUAUAUUCAUUUGUAAUCCACACAAAGCAUAUGCUACACCAUUAAAUAACAAGCAUUCUUGAUUUAA
Molecule: messenger RNA, 5260 nt
Organism: Gadus macrocephalus (Pacific cod)
Lineage: Eukaryota; Metazoa; Chordata; Actinopteri; Gadiformes; Gadidae
Gene: tmem63c
Product: transmembrane protein 63C
Exons: 23
Coding region: 351-2894 (847 amino acids)
Cellular component (GO): plasma membrane
Molecular function (GO): calcium-activated cation channel activity
Source: RefSeq, a predicted model, not a curated record